This is a messenger RNA of Xiphophorus couchianus (Monterrey platyfish), 3043 nucleotides long. Its product is annotated as GTPase IMAP family member 8-like. The transcript has 8 exons. Lineage: Eukaryota; Metazoa; Chordata; Actinopteri; Cyprinodontiformes; Poeciliidae. Gene Ontology annotation, molecular function: GTP binding. The record is from RefSeq and is a predicted model, not a curated record. Bases 224 to 2908 code for a protein of 894 amino acids.
CAGGUAUUUUACUGGAAACAUCCUGCAGUGGAACUUCAGCAGAGGAGCAGAAACACUCGGUAACAACCUGGAGAAGAAUUUACUUUACUAAACUUAUGUUUUAAUACAACUGAUGUGAGUUUUUAACUUCACUUUAUUCCUGAGAUUGAAGUCAAACAUCAACUGGAAGCUGAGGUUCCGGUCCAGGUUCUGGUCCAGGUUCCGGUCCAGGUUCUGGUCCAUCAUGGCUGCUGCAGAACCUGACCUGCAGCCUGUGAAACGAAGAAACAGCCUGGAACUUAUUCCUCCUUCCAUGUCUGAGCUCAGAGUGGUUCUACUGGGAGGAAACUGGUCUCAGAGGAGUUCAGUGGGGAACUUCAUACUGGGAUGUAAUGGAUUCAACAAAUCAUUGAACACCUUUAAGAAGAUUUCUGCUGAACUGGAAGAGAAACAAAUAUCAGUGAUCAACAGUCCAGAUGUUUUGUUCUCCACAGCAGAAAAACUGACAGAGUUCAUUAGAAAAUGUGCUGAAGUCUCUGAUCCUGGACCUCAUGUCUUCCUGUUGGUUCUUCAUUCUGAAAGUUUCACUAGAGGAGAGAAAGAUAAGAUCUGCAGAAUCCUUCAAGACUUCAGUGAUCGAUCAUUUGAUCAUUCAUUGGUUCUGAUCCUGAAGUCCAGACAGGAAGGUUCUAUGAUCGGUUCUCCUCUGAAGGAUCUGAUCAGAAAAUGUAGAUACAGAAAUUUAAAGAUGGAGGAAACUGAACCUGAGCAGCUGCUGAUUCGCUUUGGUCAAAUUGCAAGAGAAAAUUAUGAAAAUCAUGUGAGAUAUGAAGAUUUUGUAGAAGCAGCAACAACUUUACCGUCAGACCAUCAGACUCAGAAACGACCAGCAUCCAGACCUGCUGCUGUUAAACCCAAAUCUAGAGGAGAGCAGAUUCUGCCUCCUUUAAACCUGGUUCUGUUUGGUCCAAAUGAACCACUGAAGACGGCAGCAGCCAAGGUCAUUCUAGGUCACAAGGAUCUUCCUUCAGAGUGUGUUAGAAAGCAGGGAGAGGUGUUUGGACGUGGGGUUUCUCUGGUGGAGCUGCCUGCGCUGUAUGGAAAAGCUGAGCAGGAAGUGAUGGAGGAAUCCUUCAGGUGUGUCUCCCUCUGUGAUCCUGAGGGUGUCCACGCCUUCAUCCUGGUCCUACCUGUGGGUCCCCUCACUGAUGAAGACAAGGGAGAGUUACACACCAUCCAGGACACAUUCAGCUCUAGAGUCAACGACUUCACCAUCAUCCUCUUCACUACAGAGUUGGAUCCUGAACAUCCAGAUGUUGAUAAGUUUAUAAAGGAGAACAAGAACAUCCAGGAUCUCCUCCAGAUCUGUGGAGGAAGAUAUUUUGUUCUGAACAUCAGAGACAGACGGCAGAUCAAAGAACUGAUGGAGACGCUGCAGAAAAAUGUUUCUGACAGAGAGAAAGAUUCAUCUUAUACAACUAAAACAUUAUUAUGGGGCCAAAUGGAGGAAAAACUGCAGCUACAGAAUAAACUGAAGAAGUUUGAAUCAAAGACUGUGGCUACAGACCCUCAGCAGAUCCCAGCAGCAGAUUGUCUCCGGAUCGUUCUGAUCGGGAAAACUGGUGGCGGGAAAAGUUCAUCAGGAAACACCAUCCUGGGCAGGAAGCAGUUUGAAGCUAAAGCGUCUCAACAGUCGGUGACUAGAAACUGUCAGAAAGCCCAGACUGUGAUCGCAGGUCGGCGGGUCGUCGUGGUCGACACUCCUGGUCUGUUUGACAACACUCUGACCGCCGACCAGGUGGACGAGGAGCUGCUGAAGUGCAUCAGCCUGCUGGCCCCGGGGCCACACGUCUUCCUGCUGGUGCUGCAGGUCGGCAGAUUCACAGAGGAAGAGAAACGGACUUUAAGGCAAAUGAAGAAAGUUUUUGGUAAAAACUCAGAAGAUUUCACCCUCAUUCUGUUCACUGGAGGAGAUAAACUGCAGUACGAAGAGAAAACAAUAGAAGAAUACAUUAGAGAGGGAUGUGAUGAAUCCUUUAGGAAGCUGGUCAACGACUGCGGAGGAAGAUUUCACGUUUUUAAUAAUUAUGAUACAAAGAACCGAUCACAAACCAAUGAACUGAUCCAGAAGAUCAAUAACAUGGUGAAGAAGAACAAAGGAAAAUGUUUCACCAGCGAGAUGCUGCAGGAGGCCGAAGCUGCCAUCCAGAGAGAGGUGAAGAGGAUCCUGGAGGAGAAAGAAGAAGAAAUUCAGAAACUGAAGGAGGAACUUCAAAAGAAACACCAAGAAGAAAAAGAAACACUGAGAAGAAAAAUGAAAGAACAGAGAGAAGAGAUGGAGAAAGAGAGAAAACAGAGAGAUGAACAAUUUAAAGAGAUGGAGGAAAACAACAGGAAGGAGAGAGAGCAGAAAAACAGAGAACAGAGAGAAAGAGAAGAGGAAGAGAAGAAAAGAAAAGAGGAGGAAGAACGACAACAACAACAGUGGGGAAAAGAACGACAAGAUUUAGAGAAAAAGAUCAAACAGGAAUCAGAAGAAAAGGAAACAAUCGACAGAAAACUGGAAGAGAUGAGAAAACAGAUGGAGGAAAAACGAGACGCCUGGGAGAAGGAAAGAAAGGAGUGGUGGGAAAAACGACACCGAGAAGACGAAGAGAGACGAGAAGAACUGAAGAGAUUUCAGGAGAAAUACGAAAAAGAAAGAGAGAAAUAUGAAAACCAGAGGAGAGAAGAUGAAAAGAGGAGGAGAGAACAGGAGGAGGAGAGGAAAGAAUUAGAGGAAAAAUAUCAGAAUCAACUGGAGGAAGUAAAGAGGAAGUUUGAAGACGAAGCCAGAAAACAUGCAGAAGAAUUUAAUGAGUUCAAAGAAAAAUAUAAGAAAGAUUUUUCUGCUCUGCUGCAAAAACAUGGAGAGAAACGAGAGAAAUGAAGGAAAAACAACAGAAAGAAAUGAGAGAAAAACUGAAAGAGUGAAACGAUUAAACAGGUCAAACAUCAAAUUUAUGAUAAAUAUGAUUAAAAUGAAUGAAUCAUAGAAACAAAAAGUAAAAAAUGUCAGAAAAAA